Messenger RNA from Daphnia pulicaria, 2728 nucleotides. RefSeq names its product protein big brother-like. Gene Ontology annotation, biological process: regulation of transcription by RNA polymerase II. The transcript has 7 exons. The coding region runs from base 967 to 1671 and encodes 234 amino acids. Gene Ontology annotation, molecular function: sequence-specific DNA binding; transcription coactivator activity. Gene Ontology annotation, cellular component: nucleus; core-binding factor complex. Lineage: Eukaryota; Metazoa; Arthropoda; Branchiopoda; Diplostraca; Daphniidae. The record is from RefSeq and is a predicted model, not a curated record.
GGCCCGAAUAGCCAUCCCAUCCAACACAAUAGCUCGGCUAGCUGCAUGUCCUUAUAGCCCGGCCCGGCCGCAUCGAUGUGUUGUGUGUAGACACCAAAUCAUGGCGGCGCUAGUUGGGAAAACAGUCGAGCUCUGAGCGUUGCCGACGGCGGAUUAGAACUACUACACACACAAUUCUUUUCUUUACACACACAAGGCUAUACACUACACACACUAGCCAAGAGAGAACUUGGGAGAACCUCUUGGUGGGUGUAAAGAAAAAGGGAAAAAGAGUUUUGCCUACAUACAGACCGCAGUAGUUCUUCAGUCGUUGCUCCGGCCUCCAACCAGAAGGACAUCACUGACUCAACCAGUCCAGCAGCAGCAGCUAGUGGCCCAGCGGACAUGGUUUCACAUUGAACAACAACAACAGCAACUACUACUUGUACCUUUGAUUGUUUCAAACACAACUUGCAGUGCGCGUCAUCAAGUGUCGAUUUGAUCCUCCCAAAAUUUGAUUUUGUUUUUUUAAAUUCUGGUCGUUCAUUUAUUGACGCAAGUGCGACACACACGCGCCGUGUCGUGAGUGAAUAGAAAAAAAGAAGACGACUGCUGUUGUUGGUGACGUCGGUCGGCUGUGCUGGGACACCUGUGCGCGCGCUCCCGCACCAUCACAUCGCCAUACUCUCUAGUGUCCCUCAGUCUCAGUGCGUGUGUCUGUGCGUGUGUGUGUGUGUUGUUUUUCUCGGUUAUUUCUAACCGCAGCAUUCACCUUCAAUCGGCUCAGCCGUGCGAGCCGAAUUGGACCUUUUAGACGCCAACAACAUCCACGUACAACAUCCCCCACCACUUAUCAAUAUAUCUUUUAAACGGUUGGAAAUUUUUGGUGUGCCGUCGGUUCAUUUGAAAAUAGAAGAAAGAAAGUGAAUUUGUGAUUUUGGGACUUUGGCAUCAUCAUCUGGGCGCGUAACAUUUAAAUUCGACAAAAUGUACAAGGGAAUGAACCAAACGGCUGCCCAGCAUCUCUUGUCCAGCAUGCUGCCCUACGACUCCAUGGGCGGGAUGGGCCUCUACGAGCAGACCAAGCCCAGUCUCAUGUACAGAGUGCCGCGCGUCAUUCCCGACCAGAAGGGCCGCUUCGAAUCCGACGAGCUCUUCCGUCGGCUCAGCCGAGAAUCAGAGGUGAGAUACGUUGGAUUUCGGGACCGGCCGUUGGAGGAGCGCCAGAUGAGAUUUGCGGCCGGAUGUCGAGAAGGACACGCUGAAAUCGCUAUUGUGGCGACGGGCACUAACUUCCAGUUAGUCUUCGGACCGGGCACGUGGGGUUUCAGCAGCGACGCCAACCGCGAUUGCGAUUUCGACAAGGAGCCCGGCAAGGUUCACAUCAAGUCACGUUUCAUUUUGAACGGAGUUUGCGCCAAAUGGCGGGGAUGGCUCGACCUGGACCGCCUCGACGGUGUCGGAUGUGUCGAAUUCGACGAAGAAGCCGCUCGGAUUGAAGACGUUUACCGGCGGGAACAAGUCGAACGUUUCAAUCAGCGCCUGCGCGAAUUCGAGGAAGACCAACGGGCCUAUCGCAAUCAUCACGUCGCCGCCGCCGUCGAACGCCAAUCCCAAUCUGAACACAACAAUCCAGACAUGGUCGAUGCGCGCAAGAAGAUGGAUCUAUCCUCAGGCCACGCCCCUCACUGAGUAUUAAAAGAGAGCCGUCGGAUGCAAGGACAUACAACACUAUACAUAAAAUAUAUCCGUCGAUUGUUUUUUUUCCUUUUUUUUCCCAUCAUCUGCUGUUGUGUGUGUGUGUGUGUGUGUCUAAUUUCAUCUCAACCCAAACAGACAGUUAGAUGAUUGCCGUCUGCGUGUCCGUUAUUCAGUUGCUCUUCUGUUUUUCUUUUUCCUCAUUGCGAUGACUGAAACAAUUGUCUUUUUCUUUUUUUUUUUCGUGUGUGUUUAAUUGCAUGAUAAUGAUAUAUCAUAUAUACGCGAGCGAUUCGGACCGCUAGUCAGGUCACACUUGAAUUCAAAUUUCACAACAGCGCCAGAAUUUCGUGCGUUUCUUUUUUUUCCCCAAUCUCAUCGUCAUCUCAUUUUCUUCGUUCGUUUUAUUCUUUCCCCUCGAUAUAUGGACUGUGUGUGUCUUGGGUUUUCUAUGUUUUUUUUUCUUCUUGUUAAUAUCACAAUUCUCCUGAAACGAAGAAGAAGAAAAUAGUAACUUGAACUAAUAACAUUUUCAAUUGAAAUUUAUUAACUGUAUAAUAAUUCGGCGUGUAAACUGCAAAGAAAAACACAUCAACCACAGCGCUAAAAAAAAGUUCCUCUCAUAUCCAUCAUCCGGAGUGUUCAAAAUGAAAAACCUGCAACGCUUCCUCCACACUAUUACAACACCUCAACCAUUUUUGUUUUCUUUCUAUAUUCUGUUUCCCUAUCGCCGUGUUGAUUUUGUACGCACGCAAAAAUAAUAAGCAGAGAUUUUGUCCUUUUUUUUUUUAAUGUCUUUUGCGUUCGAAAAACUUUCCGUGACGUAAUAAGAAUGACAAAUCAUUAAAUUCAAAUUUCAUCUCGAAAAAUGAAUUUUUUUAAAUUUUUUCGUGUGUGUGCGCGUCUUCGGUGUUACAUGAUGAUGAUGACCGCCGUUCGUUCGUUUCAACUCCGCGUUAUUGAUCCUUUAUUGCGUGUUGUUGUACAGUGUGUGUGUGUGUGUAUGUGUUUGUGUGGCGUCCACAUCAAAUAUACCGUAUACUAUAUAACA